AUGGCGCUGGGGAUGACAAAGCCGAAAUUUGAACAAUUUGAGUGCAAGUGGGUGAACGAUACGCAAAAAGGUGUUUAUCGAGGUGAACGGAAGGGAAUGAGGAUAGUGAGCAAGACUUUGCACAAGAGCAGCUAUGAUUUAGGAUUGUUUAUUGUCGUAGUGGUUGAGCGAAGUGCGGUAUUUAUCGGUAUAUUCCGCCAAUUCUUCAGAUUAUACGGCAAAUUGGAUAUCGCAGUGGAUGUACAAGUCGACGAGGACGAGGAGAGUAAUGAGGAGAAAGCGCUGAUACGGGAGCUGGAACAUAAGCUAGCACAUGAUAACAGUAAUAAAGAGGGUUCGCAGGUCGAGCUCGAUCAACUCCGGCAGAGGAAGAAGACGGUCGACGAGAGCAACGUUGAGCUUAAGAAUGAGAUUAAGCAGCUAAGCGAUGAGCUUUACAGGAUAGAUAAACACAACAAGCAAUCCACAGAUACACAAAUACGACUUGAGAAUGAGAUUAAGACGUACACGGAGCAAAUGGAUCGAUAUAGCAGCGAUAUAGCAGCGAAUGAAGCAUAUAUAGCCACAGUAAGCGUGGAAGAUGUAGACAAAGAGCUGCUUUCCACUACAAACACGGUCAAUCAGCUGCACGCCGACAUAUCGUCAUUAUCGAGUCAGUACAAUCAGCUGAACGAGCAGCUCAACGCGAAUAGCGCGCCAAACUCUCCGCCGCUUGAAUAUAACUUAUUACCAUCUCAAUUGUUAGACGACUACGACUAUGAAUAG
Molecule: messenger RNA, 765 nt
Organism: Wallemia ichthyophaga EXF-994
Lineage: Eukaryota; Fungi; Basidiomycota; Wallemiomycetes; Wallemiales; Wallemiaceae
Exons: 1
Coding region: 1-765 (254 amino acids)
Source: RefSeq, a predicted model, not a curated record